GAAAAGCAACAUUGAGUUUGAUAGUUGAAUAGUUUUGAGAAGUACUUCGCGAUUGUAUUCGUAGUAAACAUUUCGCUUAAGAAUGGCAUUAGUUUGUGUGUCAGAUUUUGAAUUAAAAGCAAAUUUAAAGCUGGAGAAGAAUGCUCUGGACUAUUACAAGAACGGAGCUGGAGAGCAAGUGACAGUUGAGCUAAAUCAUGAGGCGUAUAAAAGACUGCGUCUGCGUCCUCGCUUUCUGCGGGAUGUUUCCCACUUGGAUGUGAGUUGUGAGAUCUUUGGAGAGCAUCUUCAAUGGCCUUUGGGGAUCGCACCGAGUGCGAUGCAGAAAUUGGCACAUCCCGAUGGCGAAAUUGGCAUGGCACGUGCCGCGGGCAAAGCCGGAUCGAUCUACAUACUGAGCACACUCUCCACGACUUCUCUAGAGGAUUUGGCUGCAGCUGCUCCCGAGACUUGCAAAUGGUUCCAGCUCUACAUCUACAAAGAUCGUUCGGUGACUGAGCAGCUGGUGAAACGCGCUGAGAGAUCCGAUUUCAAGGCCUUGGUUGUCACCAUCGACACGCCCAUCAAUGGGGAUCGUCGUGCAGAUGCCAAGAACAAGUUCUGCCUCCCACCUCAUCUCUGUCUGGCCAAUUUCCAGGGCGAGAUGGCCCAGGGAGUCGUCUCGGCCAUGGGUGGAUCGGGCCUCAAUGAAUAUGUGGCCAGUCAUUAUGAUCCCAGCAUCACCUGGAAGGACAUCAAGUGGUUGCAGCAACUCACACAUCUGCCCAUCAUCCUCAAGGGCAUCCUCACAGCCGAGGAUGCGGAAUUGGCUCGCGAUCACGGUUGCUCCGGCAUCAUUGUCUCCAAUCAUGGAGGACGACAACUGGACACCGCUCCAGCCACAAUUGAGGCACUUCCUGAGAUCGUCGCAGCCGUGGGCAAGGAUCUUGUGGUCAUGUUAGAUGGCGGCAUCAUGCAGGGCAACGAUAUUUUCAAGGCUCUCGCUCUCGGCGCCAAAACCGUCUUCAUCGGCCGUCCUGCUCUCUGGGGAUUGGCCACCAACGGUCAGGCUGGAGUCGAGCAACUCCUGAGUGUGAUGAGAGAUGACUUUGAGAUCACCAUGAAACUAACGGGUUGCCCCACCUUGGCAGACAUUAAGUCCACGAUGGUGGUGCACGAAUCCUUUUACUGGAGGUUCUAAAUUGACCCACCCAACCA
Drosophila innubila is the source of this 1197-nucleotide messenger RNA. RefSeq names its product peroxisomal (S)-2-hydroxy-acid oxidase GLO5-like. Gene Ontology annotation, molecular function: oxidoreductase activity; FMN binding. NCBI's taxonomy places the organism in Eukaryota, Metazoa, Arthropoda, Insecta, Diptera, Drosophilidae. The coding region runs from base 83 to 1180 and encodes 365 amino acids. The transcript is spliced from 3 exons. The record is from RefSeq and is a predicted model, not a curated record.